Aspergillus wentii DTO 134E9 is the source of this 1845-nucleotide messenger RNA. Its product is annotated as GMC family oxidoreductase. Lineage: Eukaryota; Fungi; Ascomycota; Eurotiomycetes; Eurotiales; Aspergillaceae. The record is from RefSeq and is a predicted model, not a curated record. The transcript is spliced from 2 exons. Gene Ontology annotation, molecular function: flavin adenine dinucleotide binding; oxidoreductase activity, acting on CH-OH group of donors. Bases 1 to 1845 code for a protein of 614 amino acids.
AUGGCCCAAACCAAUUCCAUCGAGGAAUUUCUACGCACGCCAUUCGACUUUCUCAUCUGCGGCGGAGGCACGGCCGGCUGUGCAAUCGCAGCCCGUCUGACCGAAAACCCGGGGAUCAAUGUCGGCGUCAUCGAAGCAGGGAAAUGGCGGGCCGGAGACGAAUUGGUGGACACGCCAGGUGCUUUCUCGCAGAUGUUUGAAAACCCCGACUACGACUGGUGCUUGUACACGGCGCCGCAGCAGGCCAACCAUGGUCGGAUCCACCAUAUACCACGCGGGAAGCUGCUGGGGGGAUCGAGUGGGAUUAACUACAUGAUGUAUGUGCGGGGGUCGUUGCAGGAUUAUAACGAUUGGGCUGCGUUGGUGGGUGAUGAGGGCUGGUCGGCGAAGGUGAUGCAGCACUAUAUGCGCAAGCAUCAGACACUGGAACCGAUUGCUGCGGGCGUUGAGAAAGGAGCGACACCGCUGGUGGGGGAAUUCCACGGCACGAGCGGGCCUGUCCGGACGGGGUUCAACGAGAUGAAUCUGCCUAUCGAGGAGGAUAUUAUCCAGGCAUGUAAGGAGCUGGCUGGCAUCUCCAAGGAUGUCGUCGAUCCCUGGAGUGGAGAUCACAUUGGGUUUUUCCGCACUCUGGGAUCGGUUGCUCGCAGCGGCCCUGCGCGAGGAAAACGAAGCUAUGCUGCUCGGGGAUACUACGAGGCUAAUCGACAACGGCCGAACCUGAAGGUUCUCUGUGAAGCACAGGUAAACAGGGUGAUUCUGGAUGGCAACAAGGCCACCGGGGUUAAUGUUACUGUGGACGGAAAGGAAUACAACAUUCCGACCAGAGAGGAAGUGAUUGUCUGCGCAGGAGCGGUGAAAUCACCCCAGAUUCUCGAGCUGUCAGGCAUUGGCGAUCCUGACGUUCUUGCAGCGGCUGGUGUUGCAUGUGUCGUGGAGAACCGGGCAGUCGGUGCCAAUCUGCAGGACCAUUCGCUGACCCUGUUGGGAUACGACGUGCAGCCGGGCGUUCUCACACUGGACACGCUACAUCAACAGCCCGAAGCCAUGCAGGCUGCGAUCAAAGAGUAUGCGGAGAAUGGCAGCGGCCCACUGAGCAGUAUUGCCAGCAUGCAAGGGUUCUUCCCGGCCAAAUCGAUCAUGUCUGAGACGGAACUGGCCGCAGUCAUUCGGAGUAUCGAAGAAACGAAGCCAGCGGAUGCCUUCCACCAGAAGCAGCUCGCACAGGUCAUUCAACACUUGAAAAGCGGUGAUUCGGGAAAUCUGCAGCUGGUCCUCGUUCCGGCGUCUGCGAACCUGCCUGGUGGCGUUGAGCACCAGUCUGUCCUGUGGCCGCCUCGACCGGCCGAUCAGCCUGCUGGAGUGGCGCUGGCACUGUGUUUGGAAUAUCCGGUCUCGCGUGGCUACGUUCAUAUCAACAGCGCUGACCCCUCUCGACCACCAGUCAUCCAACCCAACUACGCCGCCCACGAGGCAGACGUCGCCGUACUAGCAGCCUUUCUCCGCUGGGCAGACAAAAUCGGCUCUUCCAAACACGUCCAGCACUCCAUCGCCCGCCGGUCAUACCCGGAUCCAGCAUCCAAUCUACAGGACUUUGACAGUGCCAAACAGGCCGUCCAUGAUGUAGUCGUCGGAGAGUACCAUGUCUGUGGCUCAGUCGCAAUGGGGGCUGCCUUGGACUCACGACUGCGGGUCAAGGGGGUCGAAGGGCUGCGCGUCGCUGAUGCGUCUGUUUUCCCGAAUAAUGUCAGUGGGAAUAUCGUGAGUAGCGUUUAUGCUGUGGCUGAGAAGGCGGCGGAUUUGAUCAAGGAGGAUUUUGUUUCUUUGUCGUCGCAUAAGCUAUAG